CGAGUGAUUUCUCAUAGCGCGUAUUUCGUUUUGUUUUGAUUGUAGCAGAAAUCGAAAAAUCGAUACGGUUUUGCAGCAAAAUUAUAGUUUUUGGACAUGGAAUACCUAAUUUUACUAAUACUUAUUGCUAUAACGUUCUUAUGCCUUGUAUCUACCGUACUUUACUUAUUAGUCCACGUCGGAAUAUUUGGAAAUAUCACAGUAUGCGUUGGAAAGCCUGUUAUACAAAACGUUUGCAUUGGAUAUAAAACAUACACAGGUUCCUACAAAAAUUGCGGGGCCAACUUUUCUGCAGCGUUUACUUUAUUCCCGCAACUACAAAGCAUUGGGAUUUACUACGAAAACCCGUACAAGUGUACAAAAGACCCGGCGUAUGAACUUGACUAUGCAGUCGGGCUAAUAUUAGCCGAAGGAGAUCAUAAGCCCGACCCAAAAAUCGUAAAAACGCUGGAAAAAGAAGGCUAUAAAAUGACAGAGCUGCCAGCAAUAGAAUAUGCAGUGCAAGCUAAAUUUCCGCUAGUUUUUGACGUUUGUUCUGUCAUUGGUUCCUGGAGAGUGUACCCGAUUCUUACUAACUUUAUCAACAAAAAACGUCUUUCUGCUCACCCAUUUAUAGAGAUUUAUACACCUGGUACUAUUCACUACUUAGCACCACUUAGCAAGCAAUCUGAUUUCUUUGUACCUGGUGUAUCAUAUAGGCCUGACAAUUAUGUAAGCUAAAACAUGGUGUGGCAAUACGCCAAUACAGUCGAAAAAUUGGUCCAACCAUGUGCCAUAGCCUACUCUUAAAAUAUAAUUACCUUUCUGAAUCUGCUUUGUAUAAUUGCUGAUGCUAUUUUAAAAGUUUUAUGAAUACAGUGGAGACAUUUUAUUGUUUUGUGUAUAAUUUUUGUGGUGCCAAUGUAAUGUGUUUUUAUUUAUUUGUGUUAUUUAUGAUUUAUAAUGCUGUUAUAUUUGCUAAGAAAAAUUCUGCAAACAUACUACGUAGUGUAAUUAUACAGCUGUUUUGUAUUCAUGCAUUUGAUGCAACCUGUAUAAUUAGUAAUUUAAAGCUGUAAUAAAUUGCAUUUCCAAGACGGUACUUAAACAUACAUAUCAAUUAUCUUAAAUUUAUUAAAAUUUUGGCACAACUAUUAUGGGUGAAUUUAGUUUCUUUUUUGUACUGUCAGUAAGUCUAUUUGAUUUUGCAACUCAAAAAUUUUAUAUCUGCAAUGGGUUCACAAUUCGUCGUUCUUGUGUUAUUUGUUUAAAAAAUCCUAAAACGUUUGUCAAUUUUAG
This is a messenger RNA of Ciona intestinalis (vase tunicate), 1278 nucleotides long. Its product is annotated as testis-expressed protein 264 homolog. NCBI's taxonomy places the organism in Eukaryota, Metazoa, Chordata, Ascidiacea, Phlebobranchia, Cionidae. Gene Ontology annotation, biological process: protein-DNA covalent cross-linking repair; reticulophagy. Gene Ontology annotation, cellular component: endoplasmic reticulum membrane; nucleus; autophagosome membrane. The record is from RefSeq and is a predicted model, not a curated record.